AUGGCUGAGGAGCAUCCCGACCUUGUUGUCCCCGACGCCGCGCCGGACCAUUCGGCUGUCGAGGCGGCAGAGGCCGAGCAGGUCCAUGACUCCGAGAUCCAGGACGUGGUGGAGACUGAGCAGCCUCAGGCUGCUGAGGAGCCUGUCGCUGACGUGACUAUCGCUUCCGCCCAUGAGGAGGAGGAGGGGCAGCAGCAGCAGCAGGAGCCUGAGCCCAUGGGUUACGACCCCUCAAUGGCCAUGGACGACGACGAGCCUAUGGCUUACGAUCCAUCAAUGCCCAUGAGUGAUGAUACGCCGGCAGCAGGAGGAUAUGACCCAUCCAGGCCCGCCGAUGAGGACGAGGUCGACAUUGAGCUGCCUCAGGCGAGCGAAGAGCCCCAAGACAUUCCUCAAGAGGAGACCGCCGCCGCAAGUGAUGAACCCCCAUCAGUCGAGGAACCCAUUGUUCCCCCUGCGACCGAGACGAUCGCAGAGCAAUCUCAAGAGUCCACCCCGGCUCCUGACCUCAACGGUCGUGCCAUCCCUCAGCAAAUGGAGCAGCCAGAGCAGCCCAUCGCUGGACCCAGUUACAUCCCUCCUCCUAUCAAUCCUGAUGCCGAGCUCAAGGUUGGCCUGCCUGAAGGGUUGACAGAGGAGUCGCCCAGUGUGGUGGCCAAGGCAGACCUCGUGCGCCAGUACCGUCAACAACCCUCCGACUCGGCUUUGCCUCUGGCCCUCUUCAACUGGGCGAUUCAGAAGACUGAGAUUGUGGAUGCCCGCGCAUGGUACGAGGUUCUUGCCGUGGAGAACCCCACAGCCUCGCAGCCCAUGCUGUCCCUCAUCAACCUCGAACUCGCAUUGUCAAACUUUACCCAGGUAGAGGGACUCUUUGCGCGCGCCUUGGGCAGCUCAUCGGCCUUGAUGGCGGCCGCUGACGUCAACUUGUGGAAGGCCUACUUGCAUUACAUUAGGCGACAGAACCCCAGCGAUGGUCCCGAUGGCGAAAAGGCCCAUACGACCGUCACCCAGGCGUACGAGUACGCGCUGAAGGAGUGUGGUAUCGACCGCGAGAGUGGCGAGAUCUGGCACGAGUACAUUCAGUACCUCGGCGAGACCAAGUCCAAGAACCCGUGGGAGACCCAGCAGCAGAGUGACAACCUCCGAAAGGUGUAUCAGCGCGCAGUGGCCAUCCCCUUGAACAACGUUGAAGCUCUGUGGAAGUCGUAUGAUGCGUUCGAAAGCGCACAGAACAAGCAGACUGCCAAAAAGUUCCUUGCUGAGCGUUCACCUGCGUACAUGACUGCGCGUACGGGCCUGCGCGAGAUGCGCUCUCUGACCGACAUUCUCCCGCACCCUCCCCUCCCUCCCAUGCCCGACUUUUCCGAGGACGACCGCCGUGUCUCGAACGGCUGGCGCAACUACAUCAAGUGGGAGGAGAGCAACCCUCUGGGCAUGGAUGACCCAAACCUUGUCGUCAUGCGCGUGAGCUAUGCCCUCAAGCAGUGCAUGGCACAGAUGCGCCACUUCCCCGAGCUGUGGCACUAUGCCGCCUCGUACCACCUCGCCGGCGGCCGUGCCGAAGAGGGCGCUGCGUUCCUUCGCUGUGGCGUUGCUGCUUGCCCCAAGAGCUUCCUGCUUACCUUUGCCCUCGCGGAGAUUGAGGAGGAGCAGAAGAACUUUGCCGACUGCCACUCCAUCUACACUUCCCUCAUCGACUCGCUCAACACCGAGACCGAGGACAUGCGGGUCCAGGUGGCUUCCGAGGUUGAGGUUGCCCGUGGACCGGAGAUUCCGGUCCAGGCCGACAAUGACAUGAACGGCGAGGAGAGCGACUAUGCCCGUCUCGUGCGCGAGCGCGAGGAACGUGGCAAGCUGGUCCAGGAGCGCCGUGGCAAGGACAUUGAGAACAGCAAGACUGCUGCGGGCAUCGUGUGGGUAUACUACAUGCGCUUUGCCCGUCGUGCCGAGGGUCUCAAGGCCGCCCGUCUGGUGUUUGGCAAGGCUCGCAAGUCGCCCAACGUCACCUGGCACAUCUUUGAGGCUUCAGCGCUCAUGGAGUACCACUCGAACAAGGAUUCGUCAGUGGCGGUCCGCAUCUUCGAGCUGGGUCUCAAGAUCUUCUCAGACGACGUCGACUUUGUCACCAGCUACCUCCAGUUCCUUCUCUCGAUCAACGACGACUCGAACGCUCGUGCCCUCUUUGAGCGCUCGGCCAUCAAGAUUCCUGCCGACAAGGCUCGUCCUCUGUGGGAGACCUGGGCUCGCUUCGAGUACAUUUACGGCGACCUGACUGCCGUCCACAAGCUCGAGGCGCGCUUUGCCGAGACCUUCCCCAACGACUCGGCGCUCAAGCGUUUUGCCGCCCGCUACACUUACCACGGCAUUGACGAGAUUGCCAUCCGUGACCUCGGCUUUGGUCGUGGCCGUACUGCUCCUAGGCAGCAGGCCGUGGCCGCUCCUGCUGGUGCCGCCGGCGCCGCCGUGCCCGCCAUGCCGCCCUUCCCUCCCAGCGCGGCGCGCACAUCCAGCCCGCACAAGCGUGACCGCUCGCCGCCCCGCUCGCCUGCUCGCGGCGACAUGAAGCGCGCUCGUCCCGCCAGCCCCAGGCCGUUUGCGCGCGAACUCCCAGCCCACCAGGCAGGCCGUUUCCAGGCGCCGAUCCGUGAACGGUCGCCCAUCCCCCCACCCCGUGCCGUCGUGCCCCCACGCGCCAUCGUGCCCCCCGCAGCGCCAGCGGCGGCCGUCCCCAACUACCAGCAGUACGACCGGAGCGGUCUGCCCAAGCCCCUGACGUGGUUUAUGGGCACGCUCCCACCGGCGCGCUCGUUUGACGGCCCCCUCUUCCGACCCGACGACAUUGUGGGCCUGUUCGCCAACAUUGGGCCUACGGGCACGGGGCUCGCACAGGCGGCCCAGGGCGGCGCCGUUGGUCGUGCCCCCAUCGCCGGCCGGCCGCCCGUUGCCGGCGGCUUCCGCGGCGGUCCCAUGGGCGGUCGCCGGUUCUAG
Molecule: messenger RNA, 2988 nt
Organism: Apiotrichum porosum
Lineage: Eukaryota; Fungi; Basidiomycota; Tremellomycetes; Trichosporonales; Trichosporonaceae
Gene: RNA14
Product: mRNA 3'-end-processing protein rna14
Exons: 5
Coding region: 1-2988 (995 amino acids)
Biological process (GO): mRNA 3'-end processing
Cellular component (GO): nucleus
Molecular function (GO): protein binding; mRNA binding
Source: RefSeq, a predicted model, not a curated record